UUAUUGCUUUUUCCCCGGAUCUUACCAAAAAGUGUGGCUUCUUUAAACGAUGAUAUAAUGUGAAUGAUGCUAACUUUUCAAAUGCAGCUUAACACUUGGUUCAAUGCAUUUCCCAGCGUAACGUCAUUGGUCGGAACGGAGGAUAUGCAUGAGAAAAACUUCCCUUUUCCUUUUACAAUUAAAAAAAAAAGCGGCGAGCCUAAUUUAUUUCUAUCCUAUUGUUCUUUUUUUUCCCCCUCCAUAUUUUCUUUUUUUCUUAUUAUUACAUAAGGAUACAUCUAUAUACACUCUUCCUACCUCAUCAUGGCUUCUGUCACUGCAGUAAAAAAUCAAUACGUUGAAGAAAAUAGCAGUGAUGCAAUGCAGCAGCCCACAUUGGAUGACGUUAUGACAUAUCAAUGCAAUAUUUGUUUUGAUGUGGCAUCGAAUCCUGUGUUAACACUAUGCGGACAUCUCUACUGUUGGAGUUGUAUAGCAGUAUGGAUAAAAACGUUGAAAUUACAAGAUGUAAAGGCUACAUGCCCUGUCUGUAGAAAGGAAUGCGAUGAAAAUAGGAACAUUAUACCCAUUUACGGUAGAGGCGAUGAAGAUACAAGCAGUGAGCUGUUGAACGAAACAUCCAUACCCAGCAGGCCCAAAGCGCAACGACCGGAAGUAAAUACUUAUUCAAUGCAUGGAUAUAGCAGACAUAGCUAUCAUGGUUCAUCACGACAGUCAGGUAUAGGGUUUAGGAUUAGAAUGGAGGCGAGCGGAAACCGAGUCUUUCCUUCUUUCACACGAAUUGAUGACGAUUUAUCGACAGUACUAAUCGAUCCUGGGCAAUUAGGCUUCUUGUGCCGAUUGGGUUUGAUGAUAGCUUGCUUACGUGUGGUGAUUUCUUUACUCAGUUGAAACCAUUUCAG
Mycotypha africana is the source of this 902-nucleotide messenger RNA. RefSeq lists its product as uncharacterized. The transcript is spliced from 5 exons. Gene Ontology annotation, molecular function: ubiquitin-like protein conjugating enzyme binding; ubiquitin protein ligase activity. The coding region runs from base 304 to 891 and encodes 195 amino acids. Lineage: Eukaryota; Fungi; Mucoromycota; Mucoromycetes; Mucorales; Mycotyphaceae. The record is from RefSeq and is a predicted model, not a curated record. Gene Ontology annotation, cellular component: endoplasmic reticulum. Gene Ontology annotation, biological process: ubiquitin-dependent protein catabolic process.